ACAACGCUCUCUGACAUCAACAUCAACAGUACCGCUUUCUGCAGCUGCAGCUGACAUCAGCGGUUUCAGUGCGAUCGUUUUUCUGAUUUUACCAAAGAAAUUCCUUUUAUAUUUUACAAUUUUAUUACUUGUUGCAAUGGACGAAGAUUAUCUGAUUGUACCAAGCGGACCACCGGAGUCGUACUGUCGGCUGUGUCUCUCGGAGGCCAACAUUGAACCUCUGCUUGUUGUUCCGGAUGGUUUCCUGCAGCCGAAUCAGGGAUUGGUGGACCUGAUCAAGCGCUAUGUGGAAAUUGGUCUAUCCGGGUCACGAGACAGCCCCUGUGCCAUUUGCAGCACCUGCCGGAUGAUGCUGGAGGAGUUCGAGCGAUUCCGAGAGCGCUGCCUGCGGUGCGAUUACAUCCUGACCGGACAGGAGCGCAACGUUCAAUUGGAGUGCGGCGAGUGUCCGAGCCGAUUCCGCUUCAAGGUAGAAUUCGAGCGGCACUGGAAAUCGUAUCACGACUUGGUUUACCGAUGUGGUUCGUGCGAGGCUGGAUUUUCAACGCAAGCGAUGCUGGAUGGCCACCGGGAGAAAUAUCACGAAAGCAGAAUUGGCGAGUGUUUCCACUGCAAUUUUUGUCCGCGUAUAUUCGCGGAUGAAAGCCAAUUACAAUUUCACGUUCAACUUUUACAUACUACGACCACGCCAGUGACGGAUUUCGCUCCUCCACCGGCAAAAAAGCCCAGGAAGCCGAGUAGGAAAAGUAACGCACCCAUUCAACCGGAUCCGACUAAUCCGGAUAGACCGUAUGAGUGUCGAACCUGUCGGGUUCGGUUCAGUUUUAUUGGAUCUUUGACGCGCCAUCUGGCCGAGAAGCAUAAAAACACCGUUAGGCGUCCACUGAAACCUAGAAAGCCUGCUAAGGUUGCUUCGACUAUUCAGCCUGCUUCGAUAUUUGCUGAAGAAACAUUGAUGCCGGAAGUGAUGAUUCAGGAAGUUGAGCCUACUCUGACGAUGGAAUUUAACGGCGAGAAUCCAAACAAUCACUUCUUGGAUCAACAUUUUUCGGAACAAACUUUCGAACAGCCAUCCGUGGUUAUCCCGUUCGUUAUUGCAUUGAGUCGCUUGGAUUCCAGCUUGAUCCCUCCGAUACCAAAUUAUGAAAUCCCUCUGGGAAAAUAUUACCAUGCCCUACAAAAGCAAACCGCAAACUCGAUCGAGGACUCCGCGCUAGACGACGAAAUCCUGAUGAACUACCCGACGUUCACUCGUCAGGUCCACAAAGUGAUCCGCUGCGAUCAGUGCCCGGCCGAGUUUCCGGACAAGCGACGCUUCGACCGGCACAAAGCCAUUAAACACGAGGGUGCCAUGCACACGUGCCCGGAGUGUUUCCGCCAGUUUCCGGACAAGAGCAGUCUGGACCGCCAUAGCUAUCUGCACACCAACGAUUUUCCUUUCGUGUGCGACGAGUGCCCGUUGGGAUUCGUACGGCAGUCGUUGCUCAAUCAGCACAAGAAGAAAACCCAUUACCCGGGAGCGCCGCCGCAGCAGUUGUUCUACUGUCCCUACUGCAGCAGGCCGUUCAGUGCCAAGCAGAAGGUUAAGGCCCACAUUGUGUUCCUGCACAGCGAUCAAUGCGACGAUCUGUACAAUUUACCUUACUAAGCACCUACCUGCGCGGGGGCGGACCAAACGUGGCACCUUGUUCUAAGGUUUAGGUUUGCUAUUAAUUCCGUAACAAUCAUUGUGUAAUGUUACAGCUCCACCCUCUUUCAUGGAUGAACCUAUAUUUUAGUAAGUACCCGACAAACUUUUGUACAAGCUAUGUUUUCCAUUGUAACCUUAGUUCAUAUCUAGGUGAGGACGAGUAAGUGUGUCAGCUUUAAGAAAUUUUAUCUUGAAAGAGCAUUUCCAGCUCAAAACACAAAAAAAUGUCCUUUUUGUCGAGAUACAAUAGAGUUAAAAACCUAUAGAGGAUGAAUGUCGCAGCUGUUCUCUUUGUUUUCGUUCGCAAACAUGCCGGGUAUCUAUCGGUCAAACUGCACACUUUUUUUGCUUUGACACUUACAAAAGGU
Molecule: messenger RNA, 2058 nt
Organism: Aedes albopictus (Asian tiger mosquito)
Lineage: Eukaryota; Metazoa; Arthropoda; Insecta; Diptera; Culicidae
Product: zinc finger protein 236
Exons: 2
Coding region: 137-1648 (503 amino acids)
Biological process (GO): regulation of transcription by RNA polymerase II
Cellular component (GO): nucleus
Molecular function (GO): DNA-binding transcription activator activity, RNA polymerase II-specific; RNA polymerase II cis-regulatory region sequence-specific DNA binding; zinc ion binding
Source: RefSeq, a predicted model, not a curated record